AUGCCUACACGCUAUGUGUCUGCUGUACCAGACGAAGAGGUUAGAUCUCUUCCACUUAGAGUGGAAGUGAAAAACUACUCCGGUAAGGAGGGUGAGAACCUCAUCCUCUGGAUCCGUAAGAUUGAGAUGGCCAUGACAUCAGGCCUGAUCACGAUUGACCAUCAACAGGUCUCGCUGGCUAUCUCGAAGCUCGAUGGAAGAGCUAGAGAAUGGGCCUCGACGUGUAGCACGUCGGUGGACAUAGCGUUUCGCUCAUGGGAGUCGCUCAAGUCACAAUUGGUACAGGUGUUUUCUCCACCUAACCAGGCUUACCGCGUGCGGUCACGCUUUUUGGCUCCCCGCCAGGGUAAGAAUGAAUUAUCGGACUAUGUCCAAGAGCUGCGAACGCUCAUGGCUGCAAUGCAGUUUUACUCUCUGCUCGAGACAGUUCAUGUGACUAUCUUCGUGGAAGGUCUGCGUACUGGAAUUGCCAGAACCGAAGUUUUUCGGGUUCACCCCUCUACGUUCGAAAAGCCGUGGGAAUUGCUCUUAGUGCUGAGCAUUACGUCAAGUCGGCCAGGCUUGGCUAGAAUGGGUGCAACCCUAGCUCUGCGAGAGAUACUCCACAAGUGGUCCGGCCUUAAACAGACCGGAACCGAUGGAUCUCAUCUGUGCUGA
Peronospora matthiolae is the source of this 657-nucleotide messenger RNA. Lineage: Eukaryota; Oomycota; Peronosporomycetes; Peronosporales; Peronosporaceae. The record is from the annotation of a GenBank genome assembly.